AUGCAACCGCAGGUGCUGGUGAGCAGCCACGAAAAGGCCACUGAAACCAAGCUUGUCUUCAAGCAUCGUCCCUGGGGCCCUUCCACUGCACUGCUUCGUUCAGGGCCAAGGGCGCAACUACGCGUACGUCCAAAAGGUGAUUGGGCACAAAGACGUUUGCUGUGUAUUGCCGUGUGCAAGGGAGACGCCAAUGCAUGCCCCAUGGCCAAGCUGCCUCAGGGCUUUCUGCCGUACUUUGUCAACCACGUGUUUUCUUUUCUGAGGCCAGAGAACAGCAGCCAGCCUAACCGUGAGGGCUGA
Messenger RNA from Cladocopium goreaui, 300 nucleotides. Lineage: Eukaryota; Dinophyceae; Suessiales; Symbiodiniaceae. The record is from the annotation of a GenBank genome assembly.